UGUCAUAUUCUCCAUCUAUGGGAUGCCAGGCCGGUGUGUAAUGUGAUGUCUUCUCUCUGGUAGAUUUCCUGUGGACUCCAGUUGUAGAGGAGAUACAGACACCCCGUUUAUUUCACAACACCCCGGUCGCCCUAGAGUGCACAGUCUCAGGGUAUUUCCCGGACGCCCUCGCUGUGACGUGGCUGAGGCGGAGAGAACGCAAACUGGAAAUAUGCGAAGAGUCGGACGAUGUGUCAGUCCCAAAGAUCAAAUCAUAUAAAAACCCAGAUAACACGUAUCGCUGCAUAGCAAAGCUGAUGCUCACCCCUACACUGAGAGACCACCAGGGGGCAGAAUACAUAUGCCAAGUCCAACAUCCCUCUCUGGAAAAUGCAAUUGAGAAAAGCAGCGGGAGGCUCAGCAUGAUGGCGAAACCUCAGCCGGAGCCCAUGAAGAUGACCCUCGAUGAUGACCGUGUGGUGGUCCGGUUCUCUUUCCAUCUCAAGAAGUUUUAUCCUAAAGAGCUCAACAUCAGGUGGCACAUGGACGAGACGCAACCCAGGAGAGGAGUGCGGCAGAGCAUGAUACACACGGAAACAUUCACCGAGCGCGAGGAUGACUGCUUGUUUGAUGUUACCAGUGAAUGUGGUAUUCUGGGGUGUGGCUUUGCCGAUCCUCAAUAUAAGGUCUAUGUGACUUGGUACCAUGCGUCUAUGGAAGGGCCUGAGACCAGAGAAUUGACUGUAAGAGAUCUGCCCUGGCGCCCACAAGUAAGAGAAAUUGUCUCACGCAUAUUGGUCGAUAAUCAAAAGAGCAAACUACAUUGUAUCAUCAGAGAUUUCUAUCCAAAUGUUAUAACCGUGUCCUGGCUGAAGAAAGGAAAAGGAGAUGUUUCUGCAGUACCGGUCUCCAAUGGCUGCACAUCAGAGGUUGUAUACCAUCAGGAGAAACCCAGAGUGUGUGGCUAUUGCUGCACAGCCAUCUUGCGUUUUACCCCAACAGUGAGGGAAGACCAAGGAGCAGAAUACAUCUGCAGAAUGGAGCAUCCCAGCCUGGAGCACCCUCUGGAGAAGAGCACCGGGCCGCUGAAUAUACGAGCGAUGUCCUCACCAUGUGUCUCAGAAAUAAUUAUCCCAAGACUGGAGGAUAACAAACAAGUGACUCUGUCCUGUUAUGUUUCUGGAUUUCCAGAUUAUUUUUACAGUCUGAAGUGGUUCAGAAAAGAAGCUGGAAGCCGGAGAGACCUCCCUAAUGAUAGAUACGAGAGCUCAUAUUCCAUCAGGCCAUUCAACUUGGAUGACCAUACCCAUUCACAGGAGUUUUAUCUGACUUUUACCCCUACCCGGAGCUCUGACCAAGGAGUCGAAUUAAUCUGUGUAGUGGAACAUGAUCUUCUGAAACAGCCGAUAGAGAGAAGCACCGGGCCGCUAGAUGUUUCUGUAAUCGGUACAGGGACAUAGGGAAGGAAACUAGAAGAUCUAUAAUGAGAUUAUUUACACAUUUUUAUUAACUUUAGUUGCCUUCCAAUACAAAUAACACAUGUAUGAAUACUAACACGCGUGCUCUAGACAAUGUAACUGACGUGUAAAGUGAGCUUAAAAAAAACUGCGGAACGUUCUGCACUCUUACAUAAUAUCAGCCUCUUUUCUACUGCUAUGUGUUUUUACUUUGCUGAAACAAUGUUGCUGCACUCUGGAAAACAGUUAAUCAGCGAUACGUAGAGGCUGACACAGUUACAUUUUACUAUUCAACCAAAAAGAUAAAUAGUAACAAUCUUUUUAAAACACAAAUAAUCUAGGAGAUUCAUUUGGCGGGGAGGGAGACCGCGUAUAGCGUUAAUCAAAUUGCAGCAGACUGUAGGGAAUGGGGGAAUUAACUUCCCUAAUAUCCUCUGGUACUCCCAGGCGGCCCAACUACGUUACUUACAUGACUGGAUGCAUAACGAUAACACAUACACAAAUACAGAAUUAGAUAGAGAAUUUAUGCAGGAGGGGGAUCUCAUUACAUUUCUUCAUCUGCACGAUCGAGAGGUGCCCGAGGAGCUGAGGGGAAACCCCUUACUGUGGAACAUAAAAAACUUUGGAAAGAAAUGCGACAUAAACUAAACCUAAAUGCCCACAAAUCAUUACACCUUCCGUUCGUGGCUAAUCCUGACUUCCAAGAGGGUCAGGCACACUACCCGUUUAAUAUAUGGAGGCUGGGAGGGGUGUCCAGGAUCGGUGAUUUAGUGGACAUGCGGGGCUCGAGGCCGCUCACGUUCCAGGAGGCCACUACUAAAUACCCAACUCUGAGAGCCUUUCCUGUGGCCUUUCUUUUGGCUCAACACUAUAUUUCAUCCACUAUCAGAUGUCUUUCACCUGGGGAUUGGGAUAAUCCGAUGGAUAAAAUGUUGAAACAAUCCCCUAGAGUUAAGAAGGCAAUCUCGACUGCGUAUGGGUACUUCCGGAACGUCCUGGACUACUCGAGGGGUCCGGGAGGUGUUAUGUCUUGGAGGGAUUGUCUCCCGAACGUUGAAAUUAGAGACUUACUGGCGGCACAUGUUAAAACCUGCAAAUUAUUUCCCUCUUCUAGAUAUAAAGAAAUGUCUCUCAAUAUUUUGCAUAGGACUUAUCUAUCGCCCCAUAGACGACACUUGAUAGGACUUGCUGACACACAUGCAUGUUGGAAAUGUGGCACUCCUCAGGCGGAUAUGUUUCACUGCCUGUGGACAUGUCCCUUAAUCAGACAGUUUUGGAUUCAGAUACGAAACUACUUGACGACCGAACUGGUAAAUUAUUGGAGGUUGUCCCCGGAGUGGGCACUUUUUGGUAUCAUGCCACCGAAUCAACGCCUCUCUUUGGGCAGUAAAAAAUAGUUGCUGGCAAUUAGUUUGGCGGCUAGGAAAGCCAUUCUGCAGGUGUGGAUAGCGAAGGAUCCACCGACUCUAUCACUGUUUAAAGCCAAACUAUUCUAUCUCUUUAGGAUGGAAUGGAUCAGUGUCCUGCUGGACAAAGACACUAAGAUACACAAUUUCUUCGAGGUUUGGGAGAGUUAUAUAAUGACCUUGUCGACGACGGUUAGGAAACAGCUCCACGACUCGUUGUCCAACACAGAAUGGUUUCUAACUAGAGUGGCUGCCGGGGAUCCGCCAAUUGUGCCUUAAAAGCCAUUUGACAAACAGGGCGCUGAGGGCGGGUUGGGGGGGAAAUCGGGUGCGGCACGGGUAUUACAUAUAUGUGUACAUACAUGUAUGUGCAGAUUUUUAUUUAUUUUUUAUCUUACUUUAAUUUGUUUUAUUUUUAUUUAUUUUUUUUCUCCCCUUUUCUCUUAUGUUCAAAAGUACAAAUAUGGGUCAGUCGACCGAGUUGAAUUUCAAACCUGUAUAAUAAAUGAUCGUAUAACAAGAUAUGUCCCUUGAUCGAGGACUCAACUGUAUUUUUCUUGUUCUGUUUGCUUAUAAUACCCUUCUAUCAAAGAUUUGAAACAUGUCGAACAUUUAUGUAUGUAUAA
Molecule: messenger RNA, 3468 nt
Organism: Pseudophryne corroboree (corroboree frog)
Lineage: Eukaryota; Metazoa; Chordata; Amphibia; Anura; Myobatrachidae
Exons: 4
Coding region: 297-1439 (380 amino acids)
Source: RefSeq, a predicted model, not a curated record